UGUAGCGAGUCGCUCGAGACGAAUCGUCCGUGCAAGCGUGCAGUGUUCAACGUACUCGUGUGGCUUUCGGUCCGACGGAUUCUUCCGGCACAAGCGGGGUGCAGGUUGCGGAGGGUGGACGGCGGAGGAACGUAGAGGUGUCAACGUCGUCGUCGUCGUAAUUCUCUCAUCCUCGCGUCUUGUUGACGUUUCUCGAUAGGCUAACCCCGUCCGAGUAUUAUUCUUGCGAGUGCAGAGACGCGAGGUACUCUGCGACAUGUCCUUCUCCAAGGCGAGGAUACAACGCUUCAACGAGAUGGGAAGCGAGGCACCUCCACCAGGAGCUUACGAUCCGAAAUUCGACAGUAAAGUGAAAGGACUCGUGAUCGAAAAGUCCGAUAGAUUCCUGGACACCAGGAGCUUGCACAGCGCGGAAGGUAACGCAUCGUUGUCCGCUAAGAGCGUCGGAGUCGUCCCAAUCCCCGCUUUUCGUACGCCCCAGAUGCCUCGAAAACGGUUGGUUAAGAAAUCGGCGGGAGUAGAAAUCGCUCGCAAGGCGAAAGACAAGCUCCCGCCUUCAGAUGACAAUCAGGACAUGAAGUACGAAUCCGCGCAGCAUCUCGCGGAUCUUCAAGUGGAAUGCGUAAACAAGGAUAAGACUAUACAGGAGCAGGAGAAGUACAUCGAGGAAAUGAAAGAGGAUGUGCAGAAAUUACAGGCUGAACUGAAGGAGUUGAGCAAGAAGCAGAUUGAAAUGGAGGAGCAGCAUACGAAAGAUAUAGAGACAAUGGCCAAGUUGCAGCAGGAGGUAUUGACCAAUCACGACAAAAAACACGAGGUGGAAAUGCAGAUACUUCGCUCGCAACUAUCGGAGGUGUCCGAAGAGAAAGAGAAGGAAUUCUCGACGCGAAAGACAAUCGAGUCGGAGCUUCAAACUCGCGCGGCCGAAAUAUUAGACAGAAUAAUAACGUUAGAAGCUGAAUUGUGUGCCAAAAAGAAGGAAAACAAAAUGAAGAUCGUUGCCCUCGAAACGCACAUCGCAGAACUUACGAGCACACUAGAAACGGUGAGGCAGGAUCGCGAUACAGAUAUUGGGUUGUUGCAAAAGGAAAAAUGUCAGCUCGAUACGUGUGUCGCCGAUUUAACGCAGGAGCGAUCGCAUCUCAUAGCCGAACUGGAGGAGCGACAGAACGUUAUCCUAAGACUUCAGAGCCAGUUGUCCACCUUGCAGUGUGAGUUGGACGAGCUCAAGGCCGAAUACGAGAAGCUGGCCGACGAUUCUAUCAAACGCACUUCCGACCUCACCGAUAAAUACGAGAAAGAAAUUCGACAUAUGAAAGACGAGCACGCGAGAGAGAAAAAAGGAUUGCUCACUUUCAAGGAUACGAUUAAAUUGAAAACGGAGGCGAUGCUACACAAAGCGGAAGAAACAAACACUUUCCUUACGCAAGAAUUAGAGGAGGUUCAAAGCCUUUACAAAGAUGUGUCUCGGCGUUUGUGCGAGGCUCAAAGAGAACUGGAGCUCUCAAAUGAAAAAUAUGCUUUUGUGGUGAAACAAUAUGAAAAAGAUUUUGAUGACAUGAGGAAUCGGCAGGCUGAAGAGAAGUUAAAAUUGGACCAAUUGUUGGUGAACAUCGAAGAAGAGUACUUGGAAAAACUGGAAAAUGUUACAAUGGCACAAGAUAAGGAGUUGCACGAUUUGAAGCAAGCUUCGGAAGAGAAGAUCGAGGAGGAGAAGAAACGGAUAAUGGAACAUGCCCAGAAAAUGAUCGAGAACGCAGAGGCCGUUACGAGGGAAACGUUAGCGGCGUGUCGCGCCAAAAGCGAGGAACGGGUGAAGAGAGCAAUCGUUGAAUGCGACGCGAAAGUUAACGCCAUGAUCAUAGAGGCACGAAACGUUGUGGAGGAGGAGAUGCAACUUGCUGCCGAAAGAUACAAAGCGUGUUUGGCUCGUAUGGAAAUGGAGCGUGCUGCAUUAGACGACAAACUUUCGCAGAGGGACGCCGAAAUCACCAAGCUCUCCGCGACGCUCGAGGAGCUAAGAUCGUCUGUGGAAACUCAGGAAAGUUUUAGUCAAAGUUUGCAAGUUGAGUUAGAUAAGGCGGAAACCGAAUUAGCGGAGAAGAAGGAAGAAUUGAGAGCUUUGAAAGAUCACAUCAGGGCGGAGGCAGCCGAGAUGGUCGCUAGAAGGAAGAGGUUCGAAGUGAUAAUGGCCGAAAAUCAAGCAUCCGUCGCCGCGCUUACUAAUCGCCUGGCACAGAGCAAUGCCGAAGUAGAGAGACUGCAGCAUGAACUUAAACGCGGUGAGGACUGUAUACAUGAGCACAAGGAUCUGCUCAGUGCGAUGCGCAAUAAUUCGCAAUUAGUGCACGAACAAGUACAUGCGCUCAUGGAAGAACUGGACGAGCAAAGAGAAAAGGUGGAUCAGCUGGAAAUCAACAGUUUAUCCGAAUUCGAGGCGAUCAAACCUAUCUUCGAGGCGAAAAUUGAAAAUUUGAAGCAAAUAGCGGCGAAGGAAAUGGCAAAACUGCAAAACGACUGUGAGAAGAAGACUCUUCAAAAUGACGAGAUGAAAAAACAACUCGGCGAAAUGGCUAAUAAUCUCAGUGAUGCGCAGAAUCUAUUACUCAAAUUGGAAGAACGAAAUGACGUUCAAGCGAUUGAUAUUUCACGAAUGGAGCUAGAGAAUAGCAAGCUUACGGAACAAUUGGAGCAAAUGGAUGAAUUAAAGAAUCUAAAAGAAAUGUACGAAGAAAAUCAAGUUCAAGCAACGCAAUAUAAGAAAGUCGUAGAUGAGAUAAAUUCUCGGAUGGAUGAGUAUUCUCAACGAAUAAAUACGCUUGAAAAAGAUAUAAUGCUUUCGGAGGAGGUCACUCUGGUAUUAAAGGAAGGUCAAACAAAAUGGGAAACUGCGGAGAAUGUACUUAAGCAGCAACUCCAAGAAGAAAGGGCGCGACGAGAAGAGGCUGAAGAGGAGUCCAAGAGAAUUGCAGAUCUCAAUGGCCGUCUUAAGAAGGACUUUGAAGAAAUCAGCGCGAAGUAUGCGGAAAUGAUCGGUCAUCAGAACCCUAAGCAAAAGAUCAAGCACGUAUCACAGCUAAAAGAUAAAAUCUACCAAUUGGAACAGGAAUUGUCUACCAAAACUCGAAUAAUCGAACAGCAACAAAAGACUAUAGAAAAGUUCAAAGCCGAGGAGAAGCGAUCUCAUUGGAAAGGCAAGGAGAACAUUGGAAUACAUUCAACUCCCAUUUCUUCGCCGCAUAAGACACUGGCAACGCCGUUAAGGAGUAGAAAUGAUUAAUCCUAACUAGUAUCUAAGAUGUAUCGUUUAACUAACGGUUAAGGUUAAUCGCUUCAACUUCUUAUUGUGUCGAUGUAGGCUAUAAAUAUAAAUCGAUUCGCGAUGCGUGCACGAA
Messenger RNA from Harpegnathos saltator (Jerdon's jumping ant), 3395 nucleotides. Its product is annotated as hyaluronan mediated motility receptor. Bases 257 to 3280 code for a protein of 1007 amino acids. The transcript has 15 exons. Lineage: Eukaryota; Metazoa; Arthropoda; Insecta; Hymenoptera; Formicidae. The record is from RefSeq and is a predicted model, not a curated record.